AUGUCUGAAGGUCCAGCACAAACGAUCGUUCUCCAGUCAAAUGACAAUGUUGCCAUCACUGUUGAACGCAAAGUUGCUGAGCGAUCAAUGUUGAUCAAGAAUAUGCUUGAGGAUCUUGCUGGCAGCGAGCUCGACUCUGCCAUCCCCAUUCCCAAUGUCAACGAGUCUGUCCUGAAGAAGGUCAUCGAAUGGUGCGAGCACCACAAGAACGAUCCACAAACCGCCGCCGAUGACGAUUCCGAUUCGCGCAAGAAGACCACUGAUAUUGAGGAGUGGGAUCAGAAGUUCAUGCAAGUCGACCAGGAGAUGCUCUUUGAGAUCAUUCUCGCUUCCAACUACCUCGACAUCAAGCCACUUUUGGAUGUCGGAUGCAAGACCGUCGCAAACAUGAUCAAGGGCAAGUCCCCAGAAGAGAUCCGAAAGACAUUCAACAUCACCAACGACUUCACUCCUGAGGAGGAGGAGCAAAUCCGCCGCGAGAACGAGUGGGCCGAGGAUCGUUAA
This is a messenger RNA of Glarea lozoyensis ATCC 20868, 504 nucleotides long. Its product is annotated as Skp1 dimerization. The transcript has 4 exons. The coding region runs from base 1 to 504 and encodes 167 amino acids. Gene Ontology annotation, cellular component: cytoplasm; nucleus. NCBI's taxonomy places the organism in Eukaryota, Fungi, Ascomycota, Leotiomycetes, Helotiales, Helotiaceae. The record is from RefSeq and is a predicted model, not a curated record. Gene Ontology annotation, biological process: mitotic cell cycle; SCF-dependent proteasomal ubiquitin-dependent protein catabolic process. Gene Ontology annotation, molecular function: cullin family protein binding.